AUUCUGCUUUUCUUCUCCUUUCUUCCCGCUGCAGCCACUCGAAAGAAAAAAAAAAGGGGAACCCAGCCAUGCCUUUGAGAAACCGAUCUGCUCUGCUCUGUCUUCCUCACCGCUGGUUGCCCUUGAUUUUGGGUGAAUUCUGGGCUGUUUCGGUAAGAAAUAGCCAUUAAAUUCUCUGUUUUUCCUUGAAUUAGCUUGGGUUCAUGUUAAAUCUAGUGUUUCUCCAGAUUUUGGGUGAACCCGUGAGCUUUCCCUGCAGCUUGCCGCCGGCCUCUUUCCCCCUGUAGCUCCGGUUUCUACAGCUGGAGAAUUAUGAUAUGUGGCAACUUCUCUAAGUGCAAGUUUAGCCAUUUAAUUGCUGCCCUUUGUGUCCGAAAUUCUGGAUUAAUUAGGGGAGAAAAUUGAUAGUAAUUAGACCAUGAUUUAGCUUGUUUCAAGUGAAUUUAUGUGAUUGAGUGUUAAUUGAUUGCUGUGAUUUUUGGAGUGAAAAUCCCGUGAGAUUAGUUAGUGUUUUGGCCAAUUUGUGGAAGUAGAGUUACUGUUCACGUCGGGGUCACUGUUCACCGCAAAUCGUGUGCCGGCCAGUGGGAGGUUUAUAAACGCUGGCCAUGACCUAUAGAGGAGACGUCUAUUUCGUGCCCGUACUGUAUCCGUUUUUCGUGAUUGUACUUGUUGGCAUGCUAUAAGUUUAAUUAAGGGCACUCCAUAUUUUACUUACUGAGUUUAUCUCAUAGUUUUUCCUUGUCCACCAUUUCAGGAAGCGAAACCGAGGACGGGGAAACCAUGGGAAGUGACGAGUUAGAAGGCUAGACAUAUUGUAAUUUGAUAUGAAUUUUAGAAACAAAUCAUGAUCUUGUAUUUGGAGAUUUUAUUGGAGACUUAUGAUAUCAGAGAGUUUAUAAAAUUGAUCUUUAGAU
Molecule: messenger RNA, 917 nt
Organism: Rubroshorea leprosula
Lineage: Eukaryota; Viridiplantae; Streptophyta; Magnoliopsida; Malvales; Dipterocarpaceae
Source: the annotation of a GenBank genome assembly